AUGGAACAAGCUUUACAGGAAACUUUGGAGCGGACAGAUGGUAUUAUUGAAACCAUCGAGCAGCAGCCCCCUCCUUCGAGACUCUUGUCUAGUGAGGAAAAAUCUCUUCAUGAAAAACUGUAUGACAUUUAUGUUGAGGAAUGUGAAAAAGAUCCUGAGGCAGAGGGCCUUCAAAGCAAUGUCAACUUGCUAAAGAAACUUAUGAAGAAAGAGUCGUUGGCAUGUUUAGUGGUCAACCUGUACCCUGAAAAUCAGGGCUAUUCUCUCAAGCUCAAGGACAAACAUGGAGUCCUUGUAGAGCCCUUUCCAGUGAAAAGUGGGUCAUUUUCAGAGACUUUUCAUUUGCCUUAUGAUGUAGAGAAACUGCUCGAAUAUUUGGAUGCUGAAGAGUUACCUUCUCUUCUGAUUGAUAUCCUGAAAAAGUCUCCUGUGAAUGUUUUUCACCAUGGCUGUGUCAUAGCAGAAAUCCGAGACUACAGGCAGUGCAGAGACAACAUCUACCCUCCUGGGGAGCUUUGUGCAGAGCCCGCUGUGUCACCCGCUGAGUCUUCUGCCUACCAAACACGGCAUGUUCUAUUGCGUCCCAUGAUGUAUCACAGUGAUGUGGAGUCCAUAACAUGUGAUAACCAUCAGUGGACUGAGGAAGAGAAACUUGAGCUGAAGAAGCAACUGAUUUUAGCUACAGAGGACCCCUCUGUUGCUGUCACCUACACAGCCAAUGACCUGCUGUUUAAUGAGCAGAAGAUGAUGACAGACUCCAUGAGACAAGGCUUCAAGAGGCAUGCAUGCCCCUCUAUGGAUCAACAGGAGGUACCAUCUGGCUGUAUUUGUCCCCCUGGCCUCACAACAAUGACUCCUUUCAAAAAACAGGCAAAAAUAAGAACAGAUGACCCAUAUGACCUGAAUAUUGCUGGAGCAGAAACACGGAAGCAGAGACUCCGUGAGCUGACUAUGCCUUCAGAGAUGGAUAUGCAGAAAUACGUUAAAGGGAUGCCAUCUCUGCUCUUUGAUGAUGAAGAACCAAGCGUACUGGCAACUCCUGAGGUAAACUAUGAUUAUAUGUGUGAUAACGAGGAUGGCAAUCAGCUAUGGGAAAUGAAUCCAGAUAUCAUGAAGUCCCUUAAUGAACCACUUUUCUCUGCUGAAAUAGGGCCACUUCCAGAGGACAGAAGUGAUAGCCACAUGUAUCUGCCUCACAUCUCACUGGAUGAUUAUUCAGAUGAGUUCAUGGCUAGGGUAAACACUGGGCCUAGGGAAACAGUGGGUGUGUACCAGGGAUCUGUCCAGAGCAAAGCCACAUGUCCAGGCAAGAUCCCUCAGAGGUCUAGUAGCUCAGUCCGUCCUCCUCAGCCCUCCCUGGGGAUGAACCCCACAAGCAGUCUGGUGCCAUCCUUAGAGAAGGAAAGCAGCCUUCCACUAGGUGCACUUGCUCCCAUCUCAAGACGGGGCUCCUCAGCUAUCAGCUGUGAUCGAGACACACCAUCUGACUCUAAGGCAAUCCCUGUGGUCCAGCAGACCACUGUGAGAGAGAGCAGGGUUAGCACCCUUCCUGAAGCUGGCCAAUCCAAUGUGAGGUCAUCAGAAACCAACCCAAAGGCCCAGCACUCCCCCAGAACCACUGGUGUGAAUCUGAUCGAUAUGGUAAAGUCUGUGCCAAAACCUCGUCUGGAUUGA
Molecule: messenger RNA, 1674 nt
Organism: Psammomys obesus (fat sand rat)
Lineage: Eukaryota; Metazoa; Chordata; Mammalia; Rodentia; Muridae
Product: transcription factor SPT20 homolog
Exons: 2
Coding region: 1-1674 (557 amino acids)
Biological process (GO): regulation of transcription by RNA polymerase II
Cellular component (GO): SAGA complex
Molecular function (GO): transcription coregulator activity
Source: RefSeq, a predicted model, not a curated record